Klebsormidium nitens is the source of this 2964-nucleotide messenger RNA. NCBI's taxonomy places the organism in Eukaryota, Viridiplantae, Streptophyta, Klebsormidiophyceae, Klebsormidiales, Klebsormidiaceae. The record is from the annotation of a GenBank genome assembly.
GCCAGUGCUGCAGCUGAGCACAAAGUCAUUCUUCCGAAUGGCGAUAUGUUUGCUCAAUGCCAAUGGUGCAGCCACCGUCAAAGGCAGAGCUGUCUUCAUGACGGAAAGCAUGAGAGAGUCCAAAAGCUUGCCUGUCUGCCAAAUGGUUUUCUGAUCUCAGUGGCUUUUUCGCUGUCCCUUCGCGUUUGUUGUGCAUGUCUUCGUCAAGGGUGCCUCGCUGCGACUAGGCAGGAAGAGUGAUGACACAAACCCGAUCGGGAGUCCAUUGUUUAGCAGUCUUGAGUAUUGUCGAUUGUGAUCUCAUACGAUGGAAGCCAAGGUUUCUGCGGGGGGGCUGAUGGAGGGCGGUCGCGCUGACCAGCUUGAAGGUCAGCAGGUCAAGUAUGCAAAGACAUCACAGCGUGGCGAAUCGGAUGGGGAGGAGGACGACCCUGUGCGCGACUACAUUCCCUCAGUCAACCUGACUGAACAUCUGAAAGCGGCCUUGGGCAACGAGUUGUCGUGGAGAGCCGCUGGUCGCUUGGGGUCACGUGUCCUGAAAUGGCUCUCAAAGCACAAGCACUACUUAGCAGUGGCAACAGGGCCCGUUAGCUGUCUACUAGUCCUCCUGGGGGCUGAUCUGGAUGAUGCGGCGGAGUCAAAACAGGCGCGAAUGUUCGGGGCGCUGCUGUGGAUGGCCAUCUGGUGGCUGACGGAAGCGGUGCCUAUCGCCAUCACUGCUCUACUCCCCCUCAGUUUACUGCCCUUUUUCGGAAUCCUGACCGCAGACAAGACCGCGUCCGCCUAUUUCAACGACACUCAGGCCCUGUUCCUGGGGUCCUUCAUCCUUGCGUUAGCUGUUGAGAAGUGGAACGUGCACCGGAGGAUUGCCCUCAAGAUGCUUCUCGUCGCUGGGCGUGGUGGGAUGGACCCUCGCAAGCUGCUUCUCGUCUUCUGCCUCUGUCCCGGCUUCAUCAGUAUGUUCAUCUCCAACACAGCAACGGCCAUCAUGAUGGUGCCAAUGGCCGUUGGCGUCUUGCACAGAGUCCGCGAAGGCAGCGGCCGCAUCAAUGCAGCAAGUCUUGAAGAGGGUUUGGGAAGCGGCCCGAAAGUAGAUCAGAAGAUAGGCCACGACGUAGAGCUCGCGAAGUUAGGGUCAGCAGACAGUAUUGUCACGGAACGGGGGGAUGCAGAGAUCAGCGAAAACUCCCCCCCACGAGGUAGGUCUCCUGUACGGCACAGAACGUUGAGCCACGACAAUAUUGAAGAGGUCGAUCCGCACGAAAACUCAUUCCAUAGCAUAGACCUUUCAGGCGAGGGGCACGAGCAGCGACCAAAGUCGCCAACUCGCUCUGGGGGGGUGGCUCACCAGCGGAAACGACCCCCCCAGAACGCAGGCGAGGGGGACGAAGGGACGGACGUCGAGUUGGGGAUGGUUGAGAAGCGGGAGCGAGGGGGCGUCGUGUAUGGUCGGUUGCAAAACCAGGGAAGCGUCAUAGAUCGGGGAGGUCGAGUCAAAGAGAGCAGGAGCGAUAAGAGGAUGCCGAGCGUGGAGGGGAAGGAGCCGGUCGAGGAUCCAAACGAGGGCGUCAGUGAGGAGGUGCUGAACUACUGUAAAGGGGUUGUUUUGGCAAUUGCAUUUGCAUCUUCGAUCGGAGGUAUGGCGACGCUCACAGGCACGGGCCCAAACCUUGUGCUUGCCGGCAUUUACCCCAGCCUUUUUCCCGGCGCCCCGUCCAUCACAUAUGUACAGUGGCUCGCGUUUGGUCUUCCCAUAUCAACGAUUUUUCUCGCUGCUCUUUGGGUGUUGCUGUGCGUCUGGUACUGCCCCCCCUCCGCCGUGGAAACCGUACGGCAGUGCUUGGACGAGUCGAUCAUCGAGCAGGAGUACCAGAGUCUAGGGCCGAUGUCAUUUGCGGAGAAGGUGGUGUUGGUUGACUUUGUGAUCAUGGCCACUCUCUGGUUGACCCGAAACGUCGGAGACGGCUGGGGCUGGUCCGUCUUCUGGCCGCGCGACUUCAUCAAGGACGGGUCGGUCUCGGCCACGAUGGCGAUCGUGCUCUUUGCGAUGCCGGCGCGGUCGGGAGUCGCCAACGAAAUGGUGCUUGAUUGGGAGACAUGCAAGCGGCUGCCAUGGGACAUUGUACUGCUCAUGGGGGGAGGUUUCGCACUCUCUGCUGGCGUCACUCAGAGCGGCCUCUCCGAGUGGAUCGGCGAGCACAUGCGCUUCAUACGCUUCCUGCCCAGCGCGCUCCUCACGCCCGCGAUCGCCGCCGUCGUUACUUUUACCACCGAGUUCUCGUCCAACGCUGCAACAGCCACCGUGUUUCUCCCGCUUUUAGCUCAGGUUGCCCUCUCUCUGGAACGGCACCCGCUCCUGCUCAUGAUUCCGGCGACCAUCGCGUGCUCAUAUGCGUUCAUGCUGCCCAUAGCCACUCCCCCCAACGCCAUAGCGUAUUCCACCGGCUACUUCAAGAUGACGGACAUGGCGCGGCCGGGAAUGGUCAUGAACGUCAUCGGCAUUGGUUUGCUGGCGGCGUUUGUUCCAACGUUGGGUUCACUUGUAUUUGGCUUGGACACACCAGUUUCGGAGCUUCCAUGGUUACAGCAAGCUCUCAAUUCCACAAGGGAACACGACGGCGACUAAGACCAUGGUUGACGAUGGCCCCUAUCAAGGGGCUCCCGUAUGGAAAAAGCGGGUGUCUUAUACUUCACGAAUCCAACCAUAGCUUGGCAUGUACUUUUCGAGCAAGGAGAUAUCAUCAAAGACAAGUUUGACAGCUUUGCACGUGGACCCCGCUGAGGAAUGGCAGGUUUUGUCGGUGCCGGCUGGGAGGCCAUACAGAUUACAGAUUCAUUGCAAACCAAAUCUGCCGACUAUUGUCUAUCGAACUUGAACGCUGGGUGACCAGCUGCCCGCCUUGAGUAGCUUGCCGGGCAAGAUACGUUCUCCAGCGUUCAAUUCAAUGGAAAUGAGGAAUAGAG